AAUGUCGGAAACAACAACAACAACAAUAACACCGACAACAACAACAACAACAACAACAUCAUCAUCAUCAUCAAUUUCAUCAUCAACAACAACAAAUGAAUCAGAUACGGUUGCUGAUUGUAUUAAACGUGGCUAUUUUAACCGUCAUCGGUUUUUUCAUCAUCAUCAUCAUCAUGAUCGUAAUCUGAAUAAAUAUUCAGCGGUUGUUGAUAAUGAUCCCGAUGAUCCGGAUGAUGAUGGCAGUGGUACAUUAUUAUUAUCCAAAAGCAUUGAUAAUCUACAAUUGAUCGAUGGUGGUGGUAGUUUGGAUGAUAAUUUUCACGGUGUCGAUGGCGGUGAUAAUCGACGAUUAAUUCUUUCAUCAAUGAACAAAAAUCAUCACCAUGUUCAUGCGCAUCCGCGAAACUUCCUCAACAAUGAUCUGCAUCCGCAUCGUGGUACAGAUGUUUUAACAUCGAAAAAUCAUGACCAUCAUCUUGAUGAUGAUGAAUUUAUGGCAAGUUUUAAUCGUCUUAAAGAUUGUACACGAUAUAAUUCAUCAAUAUUACCUGAGGUGGAUGAUGAUGAACGAUUUAUCGAUAUGGAUGCUGAUUAUAGGAAAAAAUUUCAGCUUAUUCGCCAGGAUUAUUUCAAUUGUUUGAAUGAAUUAAGUGAUGAAAAUGAAAAUAUUCUUUCAGAAUUAGAUUGUACACGUAAAGAACGUAAUUAUUUACGUGAACGUAUAGAAUUAUUACGUGAAGAAUAUGGAGAGAAUUUAAGAAAAAAUCGUGAACAAUGGUUCAAUGAAAGACAAAAAUAUGAACAAAAAAUUCUGAUGCUUGAAACAUAUUUAGAAAAAAUUCAACAACAACAGCAACAAAUUAAUGAUAAUAAUAACCCUCCGUUACCAACAUUAUCAGCACAUGAUUAUCAUCGCAAUGAAAAUUUCAAACUUUAUCAAUUGGCAAAUAAAAUUUCUGAAUUGGCAUUAUUUUUAUCGGAAAUUCUAUCGAAUUUACGUCAAAGUGAAAUUGAUCUGAUGAUUGCUAAUUAUCGUGCUGCUGGAGCUGGCGCAGGUACAGGUGUUAACGAUAACAAUAACCAGGAUAUAAUCCAGAAUUAUGAACGUUCAAUGAUAAAACGUUCAAUAAUUGAACGUGAAUCAAUUGAUUUCCUAAGAAAUAUUGAUAAACAAAUUCUUGUUCAAUAUCUUUCGCCAAUUGAAUUGGAAAAGUUAUUCAAUAACAGCCAAAAUCAAAACAACCGAAGUAACAGCAUUGAUCAAAAUCACAAUAACAAUUAUCAAUCAACAACAACAACAACAAUAGAAUUUCAAGAAUUUCAAAAUAUUCUUUUAAAUUUAUUGGAAAAAUUAAAGGAUGAUUUGAAUAAUGUUAAUAAAACAUUGGAUCAUUAUCAUAAUCAUCAAGAACAGGAUCAACUACAGAAUCCUGAUCAACAGCAGGAUUUGCUGCUGCUGCAAAAUUCACAAAUUGCUUUUCCAAGAAAUAACUUUGAACAAAAUAUCGUUGGUGUUGGCAAUGAUAAUCCGACAAUUGCCUAUGAUUAUUUCCCGCAAUAAUCAUCAUCAGCGUCCAAAUAGCCAAAUCUUUCAAUCACUAUGUUUUCCCGCAUCAUUUAACACGUGUGCUGCUUGUUUGUUUAUGUUUUCAAAAAAAAAAAAUCAGAUUUUUUUCCAGUUUUACAAAUUAGAAUUUAUUAGUUAAGGGUUAAAAAAAUGAUCUAAAAUGAUGAUGAUGAUGAUGAUGAUGAUGAUGAUGAUGAUGGUGGUGGUGAUAAUGACGUUUUUGUUUUGUUUUUUGUUUUAAAAAGGGAUCAAUAAAGAAAUCUAAGCUGAUUAAUCCAUUCCAUAAAAUGUGUAAUACGUGUAUA
This is a messenger RNA of Dermatophagoides pteronyssinus (European house dust mite), 1872 nucleotides long. RefSeq lists its product as uncharacterized. NCBI's taxonomy places the organism in Eukaryota, Metazoa, Arthropoda, Arachnida, Sarcoptiformes, Pyroglyphidae. The record is from RefSeq and is a predicted model, not a curated record.